Uranotaenia lowii is the source of this 1641-nucleotide messenger RNA. RefSeq lists its product as uncharacterized. The coding region runs from base 1 to 1641 and encodes 546 amino acids. Lineage: Eukaryota; Metazoa; Arthropoda; Insecta; Diptera; Culicidae. The transcript has a single exon. The record is from RefSeq and is a predicted model, not a curated record.
AUGGUGAACAAGGUCUGCGAGGAUUUUGAAUUGGCCAACUUAACGGCGGACCAAUUUAAAAGUCUCAUUCUCAUCUGCGGUCCGCAAUCAACGAAAGAUGCAGACAUACGAACGAGGCUACUGUCCAAAUUGGAAGCAACUGGUCCGGAAGACGAAUGCAGUCUCGAAAUUCUGGUCAAGGAUGCUCAACGACUGCAAAAUUUGAAGCUCGACACGGCGAUGGUUGAACAACAUCAACAGGUGACCUCUGUCUGCACAGUCAAGCAGAAGAAAUUUCCAGUCAAGCCAUCCGGUUCACAUUCAAAACCCAUCAAGACUUCAACCAACCCAAAGACUCCAUGCUGGCAGUGCGGCGGAAUGCAUUUUGUCCGCGACUGCAGCUAUUCAAGCCACGUCUGCAGGGAUUGCAGGCAAACCGGACACAAGGAAGCUUAUUGUGAUUGCUACAAACCGAAGCCGCAUUCAAAAGCCAAGGUUUUCAAGAAGCGAUCCGUGAAAGGUGUUUUUGCUGAAAACAACAUCAACUGCGUGUCAAGCCGGAAGUUUCUUACUGUUCUCAUCAAUGGUGCUGCAGCAACGCUUCAGUUCGACACAGCAGCAGACAUCACCAUCAUUUCGAAACAUCAAUGGAGCAAGAAACUCGGAUCACCAGCACAUUCAGCAACAACACGCACCGCCACGACAGCCUCAGGUAAGCCCCUUCAUUUUCUGGGUGAGGCCAAAGCUGAAGUGACGCUAGGAGACAUCAAGGAAACAUCGAUCUAUUACGUCACCGACAAUCGUCUGGACCUUUUCGGUCUGGAAUGGAUUGACCUGUUUGAGCUUUGGGACAAACCAUUAUCAGCGAUAUGCAAUCAAGUCCAAAUCGAAUCUUCAAACUACAUCCAGCGAUACAAAGCUAAGUUUCCUGAGGGUUUCAAAUCCACCCUGGGUCACUGUACGAAGACGAAGGUUCGAUUGUACCUCAAGCCCAACGCUCAACCUGUUUUCAAGCCGAAACGUCCAGUGCCAUUCAUCUCCGUUGAGAAAAUCGAUUUGGAACUGGAACGCUUGCAGAAACUCAACAUUAUCUCGCCUGUGGAAUUUUCCCAGUGGGUGGCUCCAAUUGUGGCUGUCAAGAAACCAGGAGGACGAAUCCGAAUUUGUGCCGACAACUCAACCGGUUUAAACGCUGCAUUGGAACCGAACAACUAUCCACUUCCGAUUCCCGAUGAUAUCUUCAGCAAGCUCAACGGAUGCAGAUUCUUCAGUAUCAUCGAUCUCAGCGACGCAUAUUUGCAAGUUGAGGUUGACGACGAUUCGAAGCAGCUUUUGACCAUCAACACGCAUCGUGGAUUGUUCCGUUGCAACCGGCUCGCACCUGGGGUCAAGUCAGCUCCGGGAGCCUUACAGCAGUUGAUGAACACCAUGAUAGCCGGUCUGAAAGGUGUCGAAUCUUUCCUGGACGAUAUUCUGGUCUACAGCCGAACCGAAGAGGAACAUCGGAGCAUUCUGGAUGGAUUAUUUAUGCGAUUCAUCAACAAUUGUUUCCGAAAAUGGCACCCAAUUUAUAUCGAAACAAUUCGAAAAUUUCUGCGGGAGGAACGUUAUUCAACAUUUGCGGAUUUCGCCAUAUCAUCCACAAUCCAACGGUCAGGCUGA